CUUCUUCUUCUGACUGGCUUUGUGGCUGGCUUUAGCUCAACUUUCAUUCGAAGAUCCAGAUUUUGGCAGCUGCAGGUGCUCUCUGCAACGAACAGAAGCAAGUGAAAGAAUGCAGAUGAGCCUCUAAAUCUUUGGAGCAAUGAUAGCUCACGACUCAGUGAGAAUGCCUCGGAUGAAAGAGGCGCUAGUACAAACAGUCUUCAUCCUCUCAUUAAGCAUUCCAUUUGGCAAUUCCGAAUCCUUUGACAACAUUUCUUUCAAUUUCCCAUCUUUUCAAUUGAACGAUGAGAGAAUAACUUUUCAGGGCAAUGCCUCCGUGCUGAACUCCAUCAUCCAACUCACUAUAGGUGAGCCAUUGGAGGAACCCAUAUAUAUAGUUGGCCGAGCAUUAUAUCAUCAACCCAUGCACCUGUGGGAUAGCUCAACAGGGAAUGUGGCAGAUUUUGUCAGCCAGUUUACUUUCUCUAUCAAUUCCCGUAUGAAACCCCUUCAUGCUGAUGGAUUCGUUUUCUUUCUCGCUCCCAGUGGAUCGCAGAUCCCUGAACGCUCAGAAGGAGGCUUUCUAGGCCUCACAGGUUCAAAUCCAAACUCUACCAACUCUAGUACCGCAUUUGUUGCGGUAGAGUUUGAUACUUUCUAUAACCAUUCAACAAAUCCAUGGGAUCCGCUCUGUUAUCAUGUGGGUAUUGAUGUAAAUAGCCUGACUUCUGUCAGUAAUACUUGUGUCUCAUGGAUGAAUGACAAGAUACUCCUUGGUCAGCGACUCCACGCUCAGGUCACAUACAAUUCUAGAGCAAUGAACUUGAGUGUUGUUUUUAGAGAUGAUGCUGAUAAUUAUACCAGCCUCUACUAUCACCCAAUCAAUCUGACAAAGUACUUGCCGGAAUGGGUGGUUUUCGGUUUCGCGGCAACAACAGGGCAGUUGUUUGAGGCUCAUACAAUUUUCUCGUGGGAAUUUAACUCUAGUCUACGAACCCUUGACAAAAAGAGUAAGUCAUGGGUGAAGGGCGAUAUCUUAGGCUUAAUCUCUUUGGUGUUUCUUAUCCUUGUUGCAGGAUUUGGCUGGUAUGGUUAUAAGCUAACGAGAAAUGGAAAUGAUCAUAGUGGAGAAGAAGAAGAUGUUCUGACGGUUGACGAAGGAUUUGAACAAUCAAAGGGACCCAAGAAGUAUUCCUACAAGGUCUUGGCUGUUGCGACUAACAACUUUGCCAAUAGUCGGUUGCUUGGGGCAGGGGGUUUCGGAGAAGUGUAUGAAGGCCACCUUGCUGAUGCAAAAUCCCAUGUCGCCAUCAAGAAGAUCACUCCAAAUUCCAAACAAGGCAUAAAGGAGUAUGCCACUGAAGUGAAGACGAUUAGACAUCUCAGGCAUAAAAAUUUGGUGGAGCUCAUCGGCUGGUGUCAUGAGAAAAACGAGUUCCUCCUUAUGUAUGAGUUCAUGGCUAAUGGUAGCUUAGACUCUCAUUUGUUCAAAGAUAAAAUUCCGCUGACAUGGGAAAGGAGGUACAAUAUUGCUCAAGGCAUCGCCUUGGGGCUGAAAUACUUGCAUGAGGAUUUGAAACACUGCGUUGUGCACAGGGAUAUAAAGUCUAGCAAUAUCCUACUCGACGCACAUUUUGAGGCUAAGUUGGGCGAUUUUGGCCUAGCACGGAUGUUUGACCAUGCCAAAGGGUCGCAAACCACUGUAUCGGCUGGGACACUAGGAUAUUUGGCCCCUGAAUGUAUCUACAAAGGCAAGGCAAGUAAGGAAUCUGACAUCUACAGCUUUGGAGUUGUACUCCUAGAAAUAGCCUGUGGACGAAAAGCUAUCGACCUGAGGGCAUCAGAAGACCAAGUCCAACUGGUGGAGUGGGUUUGGGAGCUCUAUGGAAUUGGAAAGUUAUUAAAUGCAGCGGAUCCAAAGUUAGGAAAAAAUUUCGACACAAGACAAAUAGAGUGCUUAAUGAUUGUCGGCCUCUGGUGUGCUCAUCCGGACCCUAAGGAACGGCCUCCCAUAAGCAGGGCAAUAGCCUUUUUGAACUUCGAUGCUUCCCCGCCCAUUCUCCCACUAAAGUUGCCCAUCCCGACAUAUAUCGCACCUCCAACUUCGACGCCUGAAUUGUCACACAUUUCGUCCUCCAACUUCAGAAGCAGUGAACCAUCGAGCACUUACAGUACUGAACCGUCCGCAUUUACCAGCUCUUCCUAGAAAUCUUCAAGUUCAGCUUCUUCUGAAUUUCUUUCGAACGCAGAGUAAGUUCACUGCUUUUAUGGGUUAUGUAUUGCAACUUUGUGUCCUACUAUCAGUAAGUAUUACAUGUAUAUAAGCACUGCUGCUUAUUGCUGCGGCUUGUUAUAUUGGACGGAAUUGACUGUUCUGUGGAAGCCGAAGCCGGAGAAUCUUGUUUCCCUGUAAUGUUAACGACCUGGAACUAUUGCUGCGAGCGUCGGUGGUUGUCAUUACUAAUUAGUCAUC
Eucalyptus grandis is the source of this 2452-nucleotide messenger RNA. Its product is annotated as L-type lectin-domain containing receptor kinase IX.1. Gene Ontology annotation, molecular function: ATP binding; protein kinase activity; carbohydrate binding. The transcript has 2 exons. NCBI's taxonomy places the organism in Eukaryota, Viridiplantae, Streptophyta, Magnoliopsida, Myrtales, Myrtaceae. Gene Ontology annotation, biological process: protein phosphorylation. The record is from RefSeq and is a predicted model, not a curated record. Gene Ontology annotation, cellular component: plasma membrane. Bases 140 to 2185 code for a protein of 681 amino acids.